UUUUGAAAUUAGUACUAUGGAGAAACGACAAUGCGCAAUAACUGUAUGUUCUAAAACACCAGGACAGCCUAUAAGAAAUGUAACAGAAUGGUUUUGGAAUAAAGCUCAAGAAAGCGGCACUUUACCAGAUUACUUAAAAAUUGGAGAUCCGGUUUGCCAAUUAUGUUACAAUAAAAUGGUUGUUCGACCUUCAGAUAGUAUGAAAAAACAUGCACGGCCCAUAGAUAGUAUAAAUAGUAUUCAGAUUUUAGAUUCAAUAGAGGAGCCAGCACAGGAGUUAAUUAGAGAUAACA
Dentiscutata erythropus is the source of this 293-nucleotide messenger RNA. The record is from the annotation of a GenBank genome assembly. NCBI's taxonomy places the organism in Eukaryota, Fungi, Glomeromycota, Glomeromycetes, Diversisporales, Gigasporaceae.